Stylophora pistillata is the source of this 641-nucleotide messenger RNA. RefSeq names its product TNF receptor-associated factor 5-like. The record is from RefSeq and is a predicted model, not a curated record. Lineage: Eukaryota; Metazoa; Cnidaria; Anthozoa; Scleractinia; Pocilloporidae. Gene Ontology annotation, molecular function: zinc ion binding; ubiquitin protein ligase binding; tumor necrosis factor receptor binding. Gene Ontology annotation, cellular component: plasma membrane signaling receptor complex. Gene Ontology annotation, biological process: regulation of canonical NF-kappaB signal transduction; regulation of apoptotic process; signal transduction.
UAUCCAAAAUGGCGGUAGCAUCAGAACGUUCACCUUCGGGUUAUGAUGAGGAAUUCGUCAGUGAGGUUGAAGAAGACUUGCAGUGUUUAAUUUGCUAUCUACCGCUUAAGGAUCCUGUUCAAACAAGAUGCGGGCACAGAUUCUGCAAGGGAUGCCUCGACGAUCACUUUCGAAGGCAGGAAAUUCAGCGCUUGCCUUUGACUUGCCCUGCUGACAGGGAUGGUCUGGUUCGAGACCGGGAUGUUUUUCCUGACAAAGCAACAGAGAGAAAAAUUCUUUCUUUUAGUAUCAAAUGUCCAAGUGAAGAUUGUGAAUGGACUGGGGAACUUAGAGAAAAAGAGGUUCACUUGUCUUCUUGCGUUUAUAAAGCUGUCCCUUGUCCCAACUUAAACUGUCUCUUGAAGGUGCAAAGGCAACACCUCUCGUACCAUGUUAGCGUUUUCUGUGAGUGGAGAAUUGUCAAUUGCGAUCACUGUAGUGAACCACGACCACAGUGUCAUAUGCAGGAUCAUUUUGAUCAGUGCAGUCAGUUCCCAGUAACUUGUCCAAACAACUGCGGUUGUUCAGUCCCCAGGGGACUGCUAAGAUCAAACGCCCUCAAACGCGCUCCAACAGUACAAGUGUUUAUGCAUUUUAAGUGA